Molecule: messenger RNA, 6633 nt
Organism: Betta splendens (Siamese fighting fish)
Lineage: Eukaryota; Metazoa; Chordata; Actinopteri; Anabantiformes; Osphronemidae
Gene: aak1b
Product: AP2 associated kinase 1b
Exons: 20
Coding region: 864-3491 (875 amino acids)
Biological process (GO): protein phosphorylation
Molecular function (GO): ATP binding; protein kinase activity
Source: RefSeq, a predicted model, not a curated record
CACAAUUCCGUCCGCGCGUCACCAGCAACAGCUAGGAUGUUGCGAUAUCACUGGCAGCCCAAAGAUUGCUGUGGUUGCAGAGAUUAGGCAGCGAAUGUUUUGAUAGAUGUCAAAUUCUGCGGUUUGUCGCCCGCAGCUCGAGUCGUAACAAACGGGCUUCGGCUUCCUGUCGACCGAGCGCGCGCUCGUCGGCGUUGACGGGAGGCUGCGUCGCGCUAGCUCCGUAGAAAUCACAGUUUUAUUGAAGAUGGAAGCAUUUGAGAUGGAUCGACGGGGCGGCUAUGUGGCAGCGGACGGCCGCUCCACUUGAAUGGGGAUGGAAAGAUUCUUUUCGGGCGACGCUAUUACACAAGCUGCACGUCGGAUACGUCGCACUCGGGAGCGUUAUCUUCGGAGGAUAACCUGGGUAACCUUACACGACAUGUCAUAGCGUAAGUAGCUAGCACUUAGCUAGCUCGGUAAUGGCUGGACGAGAUGGAGAAGGACCAAAUGUUACCAGCAGCAGCAGCAGCCGAGCAUGAACAGCUGGAUGGAUAGCCACAGAAACACUUCCUCUGAGAUGCUUUAGCCUCCUGCGCGGUGUAAUUCACUUACAUAACAGCUAGUCGCGAUCGCUCUAGCUACAGUAUCACCAACCGCCCCGCGUUGGCAAGCAAAUGGGAAAAUUGCCACUGAAAUCUGGGUUGUCUCGGCUUAAUCACAAGUGACAAAGGCACCGCUGCACGUUGCAGGCUGCACAUAGACUUUCUUGAAGCGUCGCAGUCGGACACGCUUUGUCAAUCGGUGCAGCAGUUCGGCGCGCAGGAAACGAGCAGCGCGUCCGCCACCGGAGACGCAAACGCACCUCCCGUCACCUCGACAGCAUGAGGAAGUUCUUUGAUUCUCGCCGGGAGUUGGUCAGCUCCGGGCCCGGUUCCGGAGGAGGCGGCGGCGGCGGGGGAGGCGGCGGCUCUGGGUCCAGUCACGCAGGCGGCAAUUUCGUCGGACGGAACUUCACUGUCGGGCGACACCAAGUCACUGUCGAGGAGGUUGUUGCAGAAGGUGGAUUUGCAAUUGUUUUCCUUGUACGGACAAAUCAAGGGGUGCGUUGCGCCCUGAAGAGGAUGUAUGUCAAUAAUGAGCACGACCUGCAGGUGUGCAAACGCGAGAUCCAGAUCAUGAAAGACCUUGUUGGUCACAAGAAUAUCGUGGGUUAUUUGGACUCCAGUAUCACAGCUAUGGGAUCCAGGGAUGUAUGGGAGGUUUUCAUACUCAUGGAUUUUUGCAAGGGGGGUCAGGUGGUCAAUCUGAUGAACCAGAGGCUGCAGACUGGCUUCACCGAGGCCGAGGUGCUGCAGAUCUUCUGUGACACCUGUGACGCCGUGUCUCGCCUGCACCAGCGAAAGGCACCUAUUGUCCACAGAGACCUCAAGGUGGAGAACAUCCUCCUCCACGACAAGGGUCAUUAUGUGCUUUGUGACUUCGGCAGCGCCACCAACCGGUUCCAGAGCCCGCAGACUGAAGGAGUGGCAGCUGUGGAGGAAGAGAUCAAAAAGUACACAACUUUAUCAUAUCGUGCCCCUGAGAUGGUAAACCUUUACAACAACAAGAUUAUCACCACAAAAGCAGAUAUCUGGGCGCUGGGUUGUUUGCUGUACAAGUUGUGCUUCUUCACUCUGCCCUUUGGUGAAAGCCAGGUGGCCAUCUGUGAUGGCAGCUUCACCAUUCCAGAUAACUCACGCUACUCUUAUGAUCUGCACUGCCUCAUUCGCUACAUGCUGGAGCCAGACCCAGAUAAAAGACCAGACAUCUACCAGGUGUCCUUCUUCGCUUUUAAACUAGCUCAGCGGACGUGCCCUGUUCAGAACGUGCAGAAUUCUCCAAUUCCUUCUAAACUUCCUGAGCCGAUCAAAGCGAGUGAGGCUGCCGCAGCGAAGAAGAGCCAAACAAAAGCCAGGCUGACAGAUCCAAUUCCCACCACUGAAACCUCCAUCACCCCUCGCCAGAGGCCCAAAGCAGCCCAUACCCAGCCCGCUGCUGGCAUCCUCCCCAUCCAGCCUGCUGCUCUCACUCCGCGCAAGCGGGCUAAUCUCCCUGGUGGCGCAGCUCAGCCCGUGGGAGUCAGCCUGGACCUCUCUCAGCCAGCUGCAGCUCUGCAGUCACAGAAGGCGCAGGCUUCAGCGCUGCCACUCAUCCAGCCACAAAACAACGCCUUUCAGGCUGCUGCUCAACAGAAGCUGCCAGCGGCUGCUCCAGGAGCAGAGGCUGCUGCAGCAUUAGUGUCACCAGUAAACAAGGCUGACAUUCAGCCACAAGCACAGUCCUCAGUCCAACAACAGACUACACCCCCUACCGGCGCCACCUCCCAGCAAGGAGCGCAGACUCCCUCCAGCCCGGCUCCGCCCCAGCGACCAGCAAGACGCAAGCAGCCCAGCCAGGCCCAGCAGGGGGCCGUUCAGCCUUCGCCCAGCAAACCGGCCCCCACUCCGCAGCAGGCGCCUCAGCCGUCAGCUGGCCAAGCUCCGCCCGCCUCCUCUGAGACCGACCAGAAGUCCGCCGAGAUGACUCCACCUGCUUCCCCAAAGAUGACUGAAGAAGGAGGCCACCGACGCACCCCAAGUGACACGGCGGCAAGCAAUGUUACUGAUGCUAACGGUGAUGCUGCCCUCAGCCAACAGACUAGUGUCAGCGAUGUGAUUCAGGACGACAGCAAAACUGGAGGCGCCGCCUCUAGUGGGGCCACAGACAACCCCACACAGCCUGCGUGGAACCCCUUCGAUGACGACGGCUUCUCCAACUUCACGGCUGCUGAGGAAUUUAAAUCUGAUGACACCAAGCCUAAUGAUGUACUUUCAGAGAAUGACACCUCCUCUUCAGAAGAGUUGAUUCCAGGUCUGCAGACCUCAGCUGUGGACAAUAAGUCCCAAGAAGCAGUGGAAAGACCAUCAGCUCUCCUUGAUGUGGAUUUAGGAGCCUCCCUGCUGGCUGUCCCCGAUCCCUUCCAUACCCUCGAGCUGUCGGACGCCCCAGAGAAGCUCAUUGAAGGCCUCAAAUCCCCAGACACGUCCUCACUCAUGCUCCCUGAUCUUCUGUCUUUGUCGGAUCCCUUUGGUGGUUCUGUGGAGGACUCUACUAAAGACCCGCUCACGGCAGACGACUCCCUCCUGAGUUGCUCCCUGAUCUCUGGUCUAUCCGUCCCUCAGGCAGCAAGCAGUGCCACCUCCUCCAUCUCCUCGGCCCCCACCUCUGCUGCCUCGGCUUUAGAUGAUUUCAGUCUGUUGUCUGGAGACUCGGCACAACCCAAAGCAGACUCAUCGCUACUGAUCUCAGACCUUGAGCCCCCGCCAGCCAGCGCAGAGGCAGGGACAGAGGACGAGUUUGAUCCCAUCCCCGUCACAGGCAGAAAGAAUUCUCAAGGAGGCCACUCGCGCAGUAACAGUGGCGGCUCUGAGUCCAGCCUGCCCAGCUUGGCCCGCUCCCUGCUGCUGGUGGACCAGCUCAUCGACUUGUAGGCGCUGCCCCCUCCCCCCGUAGAAGCUGUAAUACUGGAUUAUAGACUGGCAUAGCAUAACAGCGAUCAGCACUGUUGUCACGGCUAGCUUCCUGCAACCUCUGCCUGCCAUUUCCAUCGUAGUUCCUGCAGUAGAAGCGUCCUUUCAGUGCUUUGUCAUUGCUGCCCUCUCCAUCAGAUAAACUGCAUUAUCUGGUUUCUCUUCAUCUCUCAUCCCUCACUCAAAUUUUUCUUCGUUGUAGUCGCUUUACAUCUAUAGUGUUGUGUGUCUAUUAGUGCACUAACACCAUUUUUGUAAACAUUACACAUUACACCUUUUUGUCGAUCCGGAUAUAACAUUGCUAUCCAGUUUGUUGAAACAAUAUUGCAUUAUGUCUAAUAGUAAACAAUAGAAGAUCAUUGUUGUAGUGUGCGAUAUGCAUAGUUAAAGUGGUUGUAGUUAAUAUUGUGCACAAGUGUAUUUGUUGUUGUUUGCCUUUUUAAAAUUCCCUCCUCAGAUUUAUUUGCACAUUUUAAAGUGAAACCAUAAAAAGUCAGUUUGUUCCAUCUAUAUAAAAGGGAAAUUAUAUUUAAAGCUCCAUGUAGCUCGAUUUGCACAGUAGCAUAAAUGUUACAUCUGUUUGCCUUGGGCUGUUAGAUGCCGUAAAAUACCCUUAGACUGAAGAACUCCAUCAAAUUGAUUCACGCUUGAGACGCGACAGCCAUAAACACAACCUACGCCUCCGUUUGCUGCUGCUGCUCCGUCUGCACAGGCAUAUUAAGAAAAGCAUGAAGUGCCAUAAAAUGAUCGACUCUAAACUACUGACUGACUGGAAUUAGACACUAACAAACAUUUUAGAAAUUAUGUCCCAUCGAGGUGAACGUGCUUUUGAAAAAAAGUGUACUUUUAAAAUAUGGAUAUGUUCUCACUCCUUUUUUCCUCAAUUUUUUUAAUUGUAUGAAAUAUUAUUCCUAUAUUUAUGCAACCAGCAGGUGGCUUUGGGAUCUAAUGAUAACUUAAGGUCAUUUAAUUUAGUUUGUACAGUAGCAGUGUGCCAUACAGUACCAGUAGGAAAUGCAUGAAAACAAUUUGAACAUUCAAUAAUAAAAGCAAUUAGUAGAAUAACACACAAUAGCUGCUGUAUGGGGGAAAAAAACAUUCAUGAUUAUUCAAGUAGUUAGUUGGAGCUGACAGAAACAAACUAAUGUGGCAUUUAGAAGCUAAUUCUCAUCCUCUUGCGCUUGUUUAGAGUAUUACCACACACAUUCAUUCCGCAUUGUGGAGUCCCUCCUACAUUCCUGCCCCUGGUUUGCUCCUUCAUGUAAAUAAUGGUCUGCAGCUCCUGCAGACUCUCAUCCAGACCAUAGAGUUGGUUAAACGUUCCGUGUAUAUAUGAAGUCAUUGUCAUAAAGCUUUACUUGUGGAAAACAUAUUGCUUUACUUGUGAAAUAUGUCAUAUAUUCUGUAUAUGACACUAUAUAUAUAUGACAUUGUUUUCCUGUUAAUAAAUGUUAAUAUGAAUAGAGUGUUAGAGAAUGAAUGUAAGAGAUACAUAGUAGUCUAUAAUGAAAAUAUACCUAGAAUUCUUAUCGCCAUAGUCACUAAAUAAUAUUGGUGAAUACUCUACAUAAAGUAUACUAUAUAUAAAUAUAUAUAAAUAUAUAUAGGUUUUAUUCCUCUUGUGGAAUUGUGUGUUGGGAACGUCUUGUUUUUUUUUCUUGGUUUUAUCUACUCAAUAAUUGUCGGUACAUUAAAAUGUAUAGAUCCUAGUUUUUGUUCAGCCUUGAUGAAAAGGCUGAAUCCCAUGUCUUAUUCCACCUUUUGUGAAACGAAAGUGAGCCUGUGUUGUGCGUGUUUACAUGGACUGAUGAAGGAUUAUAUUUUUACUCUGAGCAUUUCACAGUUUCCUGGAGAGUGAGAGCGAAACCCGAGCUCUGUGUCUGAAAUUGUGCUUUGUCAAAGCCUCGUUCCGCUCCUAGUGAUUACCAAAUUCAUAUCGAAAAGCAUGGCAGUGUUGUCGAAUGUUCACGUGUGUUGGUAUACAGUGUUAUAAGUAUGUAUGUGUGCGUGUGUGGAGUCAGAAUUGUUGGAUGUGUUUUCUAGUAGCCUACUUGUAUUGUUUGCUGCGAAAGCGACAGCGAUCAUGUUAUUAGAAACUCCUCUGAAAGCACAGACCCCUCUUAAAUUCUCUCAGGUAGUCCGAGCUACAUCACUCUAUCUGAGAGGCAGACACAUAUUGGGUUACUGCUUCCUAAGUGUCCCUGUCCUCUGGAAGUCUGUGAUCCGUGUUGCGGUGGCGUGUGCCGGGCUCUGUGGCGCGGGGGAAAGGGUUGAUCUGCCGGUCUGAUGGUGCAGACACAACAGCGGUGCUGUGCUGUAGCUGCGCACUGGUUUUCACACAGCAGGGAGUCCAGGGUUUGAAAAAUCUGCUCCAAUUAGCAAUAUAAAUGUUUCUGUAGGAUCAAACAAGGUCAUGAUGCUUCCCGUUCAUGGUGACGGUGGGAAGACAACCUCCACUUCCUGCGCUUUCAUUAUGUUUGAGUAUCACACACGGUCUGUGUAUUGAGAAGUGGAAUUACUCUGGAGGUGAGACGGAUGGAGAAUUCUCCAUCUUGUACUGUUCAGCGAGGCUUCUGAACAUAUCAGUUUUUGUGCCGUUUCAGUGUCAACGUUUGAGCAGAAAGUUAAAAAUUUGACUUUUUUCAUUAAAAAAUAAAUCAACUCAAAAGCGUUGCUGACCUUUUAGAGCUGAGCGUUUACUGUAGGUACUGCAUGUGCAUCUGAAGGCUUGUGUUUUUUUUUUUUUUUUUUUUUUUUAAUCAUCCUCUUUACGAUCCUUCCACUGAACAGCUCAGUCAUUCGCAGUUACUGUUUGAACCUAUGCAACUCCCGAGCUCUCUCCCUGUGGCCGCCUGCGUGCUGUUGUGAUCGGCAAAGCCAAACGGGUCAUGAGAUUAGUCCCCGACGUGAAGCAGAAGCCCCUUGUUCUCUCUGUUGUUUCGCCAAAAAUGAAAACUGUCAACUAUCUGAUACUAUUGAGUGUUUUGAGACGCCUCUUGUCUUUAUGGCCUAAACCUGCGUGAUAUUGUGUGCUCCUUCUAUUUUUGUGAGAUAGUUAAAGAAUUCAAAAGGGGUGGCAAAUAAAAUGCAAAUGUCAAUGUCA